AGGAUGCGCUCAUGUGUGUCAGUCCACUUAACGUGGUGGAGCAGCGUGACAAGUGUCGCCUCAUUCUUGACUUGCGCAAAGUCAACAACUACCUCGACAUCCCCAAGUUCAAGUACGAAGGCUUGAACAGGGUAGCCGAACUCAUCCGCCCAGGCGAUUGGAUGUUCUCCAUCGACCUAAAGUCAGGCUACCACCAUGUCGAGAUCCACCCCUCCUGCUGGAAGUUCUUGGGAUUCCAGUUCGAAGGAGACUACUAUUCCUUCAUAUCGCUCCCGUUCGGGCUUGCCACUGCCCCCGUUCGUCUUCACACAACUGAUCAAACAACUGGCAAAGCGAUGGCGGGCAAGCGGCGUGCGGGCAUCUGACGCUUGGGUGCCAGAAGUAAC
Messenger RNA from Closterium sp. NIES-67, 386 nucleotides. The record is from the annotation of a GenBank genome assembly. NCBI's taxonomy places the organism in Eukaryota, Viridiplantae, Streptophyta, Zygnematophyceae, Desmidiales, Closteriaceae.